CCCGGGGCCUCCCGGUCCCCGCCCUCGCGCCCCCUCCCCGCGCUGCGGCUGGCGCCCGCGCCCCGCCUGACGCUGCAGCUGGGCCGGCCACUCGCCAUUGGAUUAAAAAUAGCAGCGCCCGCCCGCUGCCCGCCCGGAGCGGAGCCCGAGCCCCAGCCCAGGAGCCGGCGGCCCGCUGCGCUCCGCCGUUCCGCGGCCAUGCAGCGCCGGGGCGCCCUGUUCAGCGUGCCGGGCGGCGGCAGGAAGAUGGCUGCAGGGGACCUGGGCGAGCUGCUGGUGCCCCACAUGCCCACGAUCCGCGUGCCCAGGUCGGGGGACCGUGUGUACAAGAACGAGUGCGCCUUCUCCUACGACUCCCCGAACUCUGAAGGCGGACUCUAUGUAUGCAUGAAUACAUUUUUGGCCUUUGGAAGGGAACAUGUUGAAAGACAUUUUCGAAAAACUGGACAGAGCGUGUACAUGCAUCUGAAAAGACACGUGAGAGAGAAGGUGAGAGGUGCAUCUGGUGGAGCUUUGCCGAAAAGGAGGAAUUCCAAGAUUUUUUUAGAUCUAGAUACUGAUGACGAUCUAAAUAGCGACGAUUACGAGUACGAAGAUGAAGCCAAACUUGUUAUAUUCCCAGACCACUAUGAAAUAGCCCUUCCAAAUAUUGAGGAGCUACCAGCCCUGGUCACGAUUGCUUGUGAUGCGGUUCUCAGCUCCAAGUCCCCGUACAGAAAGCAGGACCCAGACACCUGGGAAAACGAGCUGCCGGUGUCGAGAUACGCCAACAACCUGGCCCAGCUGGACAGUGGCGUGAGGAUCCCCCCCAGUGGCUGGAAGUGCGCCAGGUGUGAUCUCCGGGAGAACCUGUGGCUGAAUCUGACUGAUGGCUCUGUCCUGUGUGGGAAGUGGUUUUUUGACAGCUCAGGGGGCAAUGGGCAUGCGUUGGAGCAUUACAGAGACACAGGCUACCCGCUGGCCGUGAAGCUGGGCACCAUCACGCCUGACGGGGCAGAUGUCUAUUCUUUUCAAGAAGAGGAACCUGUUUUGGACCCUCAGUUGGCCAAACACUUAGCACAUUUUGGAAUUGAUAUGCUUCACAUGCAGGGGACAGAGAACAGGCUCCAGGACAACGACAUGAAGCCACGGAUCAGUGAGUGGGAAGUGAUCCAGGAGUCGGGGACGAAGCUGAAGCCCAUGUAUGGCCCCGGGUACACCGGCCUGAAGAACCUGGGUAACAGCUGCUACCUCAGCUCUGUCAUGCAGGCCAUCUUCAGCAUCCCAGAGUUCCAGAGAGCGUAUGUAGGAAACCUUCCAAGAAUAUUUGACUACUCACCACUAGAUCCAACGCAAGACUUCAACACACAGAUGACUAAGUUGGGACACGGCCUCCUCUCAGGCCAGUACUCAAAGCCACCCAUGAAAUCCGAGCUCAUCGAGCAGGUGAUGAAGGAGGAAUACAAGCCUCAGCAAAAUGGGAUCUCUCCACGCAUGUUCAAAGCCUUUGUCAGCAAGAGUCACCCAGAAUUCUCCUCCAACAGACAGCAAGAUGCUCAGGAGUUUUUCUUGCACUUGGUGAAUCUGGUGGAGAGGAACCGCAUUGGCUCGGAAAACCCCAGUGAUGUUUUCCGGUUUUUGGUGGAAGACCGUAUUCAGUGCUGUCAGAGCCGCAAGGUCCGCUACACCGAGAGGGUGGGCUAUGUGAUGCAGCUGCCUGUGGCCAUGGAGGCGGCGGUCAACAAAGACGAGCUGAUUGCCUAUGAGCUAACCAGAAGGGAGGCAGAGGCAAACAGAAGACCCCUUCCUGAGUUGGUGCGAGCCAAGAUACCCUUCAGUGCCUGCCUCCAGGCCUUUUCUGAACCAGACAAUGUAGAUGAUUUCUGGAGCAGUGCUCUGCAAGCAAAGUCGGCGGGUGUGAAAACAUCUCGCUUUGCCUCAUUCCCUGAAUACUUGGUAGUGCAGAUAAAGAAGUUCACUUUUGGUCUUGACUGGGUUCCCAAAAAAUUUGAUGUUUCUAUCGAUAUGCCAGAUCUGCUAAACAUCAGCCAUCUCCGAGCCAGGGGCUUACAGCCUGGAGAAGAGGAACUUCCGGACAUCAGCCCCCCCAUAGUCAUUCCCGAUGACUCAAAAGAUCGCCUGAUGAACCAGCUAAUAGACCCCUCAGACAUUGAUGAGUCCUCCGUGAUGCAGCUGGCGGAGAUGGGCUUUCCCCUGGAGGCCUGCCGGAAGGCUGUGUACUUCACUGGAAAUAUGGGCGCCGAGGUGGCCUUCAACUGGAUCAUUGUACACAUGGAGGAGCCAGAUUUUGCCGAACCGCUGACCGUGCCUAUGUAUGGAGGGGCAGGAGCCUCUGUGUUUGGUGCUACUGGACUGGACAACCAACCUCCUGAGGAGAUCGUGGCCAUCAUCACCUCCAUGGGAUUCCAGAGAAAUCAGGCCAUGCAGGCUCUGCGAGCAACGAAUAACAACCUGGAAAGGGCACUGGACUGGAUCUUUAGCCACCCUGAGUUUGAAGAGGACAGUGACUCCGUGAUUGAAAUGGAGAACAAUGCCAACGCCAACAUCAUAUCUGAGGCCAAGCCUGAAGGGCCCAGGAUCAAGGAUGGACCCGGAAUGUAUGAGUUGUUUGCGUUCAUCAGUCACAUGGGAACGUCUACAAUGAGUGGCCAUUAUGUUUGCCAUAUCAAAAAGGAAGGAAGGUGGGUAAUCUACAACGACCACAAAGUCUGCGCCUCAGAAAGGCCCCCCAAAGACUUGGGUUACAUAUACUUCUACCGCCGGGUACCAAGCUAAGCCUCACGUACGAGGGUUGGUGAGAAGCCAUACGCCUUUUCAAUUUACCAAAAAAAGAAAAAAAGAAAAAAAAAAAAAAAAGCAAAGAAAAAAAGUUGGCCAAGAAGACACAGAGGAGGCUGUGGGCAUCUUUAAAGAACACUGUCACUCACAGCCUUCUGUCAUGGAAAAGAAGACGUGUCUAUCAGUGGUGAUGCUCUGCGUGGAUAGUUUUCACAGCCGUCUAAGGAGAGGGUGAUGUAAGCAACGGCACUGGCCACCAGCUCAUCAAAUAUGGGGCGCCCCUAUCCUCUGUUCUGCUUUGUGGUCAGUGGCAGUGGCCCCCAGAGAAAUAAGUCAAUGAGGCCAGUAGUGCAGCCCGCCACAAUAAAGAAAAUAGCCCACUUUUUUUUUUUUUUCACAGAAAUUUAGCACCUGGACUGCAUUUGAUUUAUGGCAUAUUUUUUUCAUUACCCACAAUAAUUUCUGAUCUAGCCCUGGAUAAUGGGUAUCUGCACUGAAAGCCAUUUUUUAAUUUAAAUCAUGGAAAUUCAUAAUACUGUCGUGUGAGUGUGUGAGACUGAGCGCAUGUUUGUAGUCCACUAGAAAUCAGAUGGGUUGCUUUUGGAAGGUUGAAUAGUUGGUAUUAAGCAUGUCCAGAAAAGGUAAGUAACUAUUUUAACAAAACUACAACUCAGGAACAAUGAAAAAGACUAGCUCCCAACUUCAGUUUUCAAGAGUACAAAGGGCUGAGCUGUCCCCUCUGAGCUGCCCAGCAGUCACAUGGGUCUGUGCCAUUUGACGGUAAUGCCAGACACGCAAGCCUCCUCAUGUUCUUUGCCAAAGGCAGAUGGGCUGUCCUCCCCAGCAGCCGACUCCCCCAGGCGUCAGUGUAUAGCUUUGGUCUGAUAGCUAAUCCCCUGGAAUCCUGUUAAAUGCCUCUAGUAUGUCAGUUUUCUGGUCUUUGUUACACCCCCCUUCUAGACUUUUCUGGAGCUGUUCUCACCUCUGCCCUCAUUCCCAUCUGCCCUGGCUCAUCAUGGAAUCCUGGGCACUUUAAGGAUUUCAGGUGCAGACACGCUUCUACGACAUCUGGAAAGCGUCCCUUCCAUUUGGUAGUUUUGGUGUUUGAGUUGCAGCUGGUGAUCAGAGCAGACUUUGGAUGUGCUAUCAGGUGGAUGAAAGCUCUCUAUCGUUUUCCUACUGUUUCUCACCAAGCUCAGGUCUCUGGAGUUUCUAGUUCAGAUCAGUCAGUCACAUGAAAAGGGAUUUAUUGCUGUCUGCUUAACAUGUAUUGUUUGAUGUAAAAGACCUUUCCAGAAACUGUAGAAAAAUAAAGAAGUAGAACUGUUUGGGUGAACUAAAACAGAGGCGUUGGGUUAGGAUGUGGUAAGUUUCAACAGUCAGGAUUCUGGUUGUGAUGGGGCCCUGUCUCAAGGAAGAUCCCAUGUGCCAUGUAAGCAUGGGCCAUGCAUGGAGCCUGGUCCUGGGCCCGGAAACCUGGGCACUGCAUGAACUGGCCAGGGACCUUGGACAAAUCCCUUCUCCUGCUCCCUGUGCCUUGCUGAUAGCUCCCCCUUUCCAGUGGAUUUGAUCAGAUUUUCGGAACCUUUACAGAGAAGCUCCAGUAGAAUAUGCCCCUUCCUUUCCCACUUAUCUGAUGCUUUUUUUCCACUUGGGAACAACCAAGGUGUCAGAGGGAGGGGCCCAUGGCAUAGGAAUUCCCUACUGCACGGCCCACUGCUGCCACUUCUAGUCUGGACUCGAGAUCCCACCUCUGUUACGCAUGUCUUUGACCCCUGUGGGAAUCCCCAUCCUACACAGCCUUGUAAAAUUCAGUCUCCUUCGGGCUGAGUGUCAUUGACUGCUGGUUUUCAGUAUUAUAAAGGGGGUCACUGGAGGUUUGGAUUAAAGUAUGGACAGAGAUAGAAUGUAUAUUUUGAGCAAAAUAAAAAUUUUAUAAUAAAAAUUUGCAAGAUCAAUGGUGUACUCCACAUUUAAGAUUAUAGGCUAUAAAUUAAUUUCACUAGGUAGAACAAGCAAAUUAGGCCUUCUGAUGCCAAGAUACACUGUCAGAAAGUGUAAGGCGGCUGGCUUUUUUCUGCCUUGAGCAAAAGGGCUGUUUCAAGGCAGUUUUGCUUCUAUCCUUUCUGUAUUACAGACUGAGGCUUGGAAGGACAGGAACAGCGACUCUCUUUGUUGCUUAAAAAUGUACCUACAUGUGUCUCCCAGUGUCUGCAAGGCAGGCAUCUUUGGAAUGGGGGUGUGGAACGUGCUCCUUAAUUUUACAUGUGUGUGGUCAACACUGCUGUGACUGAAAACUGGAAGAAUGUGUGGGUUGUGUCAGCUCAUCCCCUGCGAGGAGUCCUCUGUGUGAGGCCUGGUGGUGUAACCGUGUAAUUCUCACUGUGUGUAGGUAUCUGUGUGAAAGACAGAGCGUUCUUCCUGUAAAUAUCUUCUCACAGUCAUUUGUGUACACUCCCAAUGUGUCUUUGGAAAGUGAAUCAAGGUUUUAAUUUUGUCAGUUGGUCCAAGCACCCAGAUAACUACUCAGAAAUCCAAUUUGGUGCAGACAGGAUUUUUCUUUUAAAGAAAAAAAGAAUCUUGGCAGAAUCAUGUUCUAAUGACGUUUUACAUCCAUGUUGCUUUAGUAUCUGGAGUGGCCUGUUUCCUCAAACCUACAAGAGAAUGUGCGUGCUGGUCUCCCUCUGCACCCCUGGGGCCCCUGUGGUGUCUCUUCCCUGAGCUUCAGCGUCACACCUGGGCUCAUCUGCCCCACUGACGUUACCUCCUUGGCUUUUGUCAUACAUUCUGGAAAGUCCCAUCCUGCCCUGCCACUCCAUUCUGUCAUUUUCCUGUGGUUCUUAGCAGGGUCAGACAUGGGCUGGGCGGUCCCUCGGAGGCUGUUUUAGCUUUCUCACUUCCUGUCAGUCCUGUCACAGUUCCCAACCCGUUUCUGUUUCUGUUCCACUUUCUUUGGUCAUCCCGUUUUCCCUGCAAAGCAGAGACAACAAUUCAUGUAAGUCACCCUCUUGGAACAGUCUAAACUUCCUUCAGCUAAGUCUAACAUCUACAGACUGUUUUAAAGCCCCAAGUCCGUUGUAGAUAGCUGUGAUCCCCAGGUAGACACUGAUGAUGUUGUCUGUCCCAGAAAGGUUGUUUCCACCAUCAGUCAUCAUAGACCCGGGUCCAGGACAUCUGUGAGGAGCUGACAGGGGACACGGGCAGCACAGGGGACGGGAUUAUAUAUAAUGUGCUUCUGUCUGUUAAGUGGACUCCCAGGAGACAGAACAAGGCCUGUGUUCUUCAGUCUGUAGCUAGGACCACAAUGGCUGUCAUAGGAUUGCCCACUCAGCAAGUCACCUCCGACUUUGCAGAAGAUUCUGUGGCCCUUCAGUGUGGUGGCAGAUGGCCCUUUGAGAUUUGGCCACUUCAAACUAAGAUUGUCCCGCACACAUAAAAUACAUGUUAGAAUACAAAUAUCCCACCUCUGUUUUAUGCUGAGCACAAAUGGUGUGGGAUAUAUUGAUUAAACGGAACAGCCUUUGUAUAGCUACCGAGAAGUACAGCAUCAGAUCUUUGCUAAGGUGCCUCUGUUAGUGUGUGCUGUGUGUCUGCUGUUAAGCAGGUGGUGAAGUGUCAUGGGCAGGAAGGGAAUUUUGCAGCAACACAGUAGAUAUUUUGUCUAGAGUUAGGAGCAUGUAAAGCACUGGAUGCUGCCCCCUCCCCCUGAAAUCACAGGACUUUUCUGCCUUAAAAAGAUGUACCUCCCCAACUUAAAAACCAAAGCAAGGGUGUCCCCCAUGGCUGUCCGUCAGCUGGGCACUGGAGCUGCUCUGUGUCUUGUCACUUGUUUCCCAGCAUCCCCUGGGGCCAGGGCUUAGGCACCCUGGUUAUUGGUCUCAUCUCAAGCAACAUUCUCUUCUGGUUUCCCUCCCUGGGUGUUGUGUUCACAGCUGGGCAAGUGAGAAUGCUGUGUGACUCUCACUGCUCCCCCGCCAUGGGCCGAGGCUGAGCCCGUGGCCUGCCACCUGCCCAGCGGGUUUGAUGUCUGUUCCCAAAAGACUUGGUAUUUUAUUUUAUUUUGCUGUUGUCACAGUUGUUUAAGCUAUCUCAAGUGUUUGGGGAGAGUAUUUGCCUGUGAUGGGAAGAGAGAUGGAUGAUUUAUUGCUUUGAUAGUUUUAAAUUAAAAGCUAUUCUCACAAA
Nannospalax galili (Upper Galilee mountains blind mole rat) is the source of this 6960-nucleotide messenger RNA. RefSeq names its product ubiquitin specific peptidase 13 (gene Usp13). Lineage: Eukaryota; Metazoa; Chordata; Mammalia; Rodentia; Spalacidae. The transcript is spliced from 21 exons. Gene Ontology annotation, biological process: protein deubiquitination. Gene Ontology annotation, molecular function: cysteine-type deubiquitinase activity; protein binding; zinc ion binding. The record is from RefSeq and is a predicted model, not a curated record. Bases 199 to 2775 code for a protein of 858 amino acids.